Molecule: messenger RNA, 2538 nt
Organism: Plenodomus lingam JN3
Lineage: Eukaryota; Fungi; Ascomycota; Dothideomycetes; Pleosporales; Leptosphaeriaceae
Source: RefSeq, a predicted model, not a curated record
AUGUUAGGCUUCCGUCCGCCGGCUUUGGGAAAGCGGAAAGCCCAGGCAUAUAACCAGGCCCCGCCGGCCUACGACCGCGAUAUAGAAGAUGGCCACUACGAUGAGAAGGCAUACGGCAGUGAUGAUGAUGAUGACGAAUAUGUCUCCUCGGUGGCAUCGAGUGCCCACUCCUCGCGGCAGUCAUCGGGCGCCUAUGACGCCAACCCAAAUAAUAUCGAAUCACGACCACUCGUACCUAACGGGACACCCUCGAGAACACCACAUCGAAGGGCAAUAUCAAGACCAAAAGUGAGCGCAUACAGUUACAGAAAUCCACGAGCAUGCACGAGAUAUUUUGGCCUGGCGUUAGCAAGCACUUUGCUCUUUUUCAUCUGGUUCCUCUUCAACAGCAGCUGGGAUUCGAUAAGAAGUGCCGAGCUGGGCUUACACAAGAUGCCGCCUCCACCUCCCGUGUGGGAAAGCUUUCCCUUCCUAAAAAGAUACCAUGGCGGCAUACGGACGCUGGUGAGUCGGGAGAAAAACAAGCCAGAGUACCCGACAAAAGAAGACAUUGAUCCGGAACUUCCUGCGGAAGAGGUCAAAGACAUACCCAAGGAAAGACGGUCUGGGACACAAGGUGCACAUAUUGCAGACUCCAUGGCGUUCAACCCCUACCCAAACUAUGCCAGCCCCAACUAUGUGGAUCAGUACGGUCCUGUCGAGACGUGCUACCUUGAUGAAAAAGAGACGAUAAAGCUGCCUGAACUUCGAGCAUACCAGGGUGUCCCGGAUGGCAUGCCAGAUAACGUCAUGGGAAGCUACGAACUGCUUGGUCUAAGGAACGACGUGUGCUUCGAGCGCUUCGGGAAGUUAGGACCUUAUGGCUUGGGCUACAGCAAGAGGCGAGGUGGAACUGGUGCAGGCAUGGAAGGGGACAGGGAGGGCAUUGAGAGUGUCUGGAGUACCACACCUGAAGUCGACUUCCGCAAGGUCAAAUGGGCUGAUGUCUCGGACCGCUGUGUGAAGAAGAAUGCAGAGCGCUUCAAAGCGUUGCCAAGAUCAACAAAGGAUACUUUCCAGAAUUUCAAGCGAGAUGUCGGGCUACCAGAUAACAGAGACGACAUUCCAUCUAAUCCCGAUGCUCCCAAAGAUGCUGCCAAGUCCACAGUCAAGGAGCAACCCAAAAAGGCCUAUAAGAAGCUUCUUCCUCGAUCGGCAGUCAUCAUCCGGACAUGGUGGGACUACGAAUACGAUGACGAGGAUAUCAUGUACCUCCGUUCGCUUAUAGCCGAGUUGAGCAUUGCAUCGGGUGGCGAGUACCAAGUGCAUUUCCUCAUUCACGUCAAAGACGACAACAAGCAAAUCUGGGCCGACGAGGAAGUCUAUCAAGAGGUCCUCAAGAAUGCGCUUCCCGAAGAGUUUGCUGGGAUGGGAACUUUGUGGUCAGAACGCCAGAUGGGACUCAUCUACGGCGGCCUCGAAGAAUCCAACUUCCGUGGUCUCCCUGUGCAUGGUGCUUACAGGAGCACAUUUAUGCCUGUCACUUACUUCGCACACCAACAUCCAGAGUACGACUUCUUUUGGCAUUGGGAGAUGGACGUCCGGUACACAGGUCACUACUACCACCUAUUCGAGCAGGUCUCCAAAUGGUCUGACGCCCAGCCUCGCAAGGGACUGUGGGAACGCAACGCACGUUUCUACGUCCCCUCCGUCCACGGCUCAUGGGACGAUUUCAAGCACAUGGUCCGCGUGCAAACUGAGCACGGUACCAACAAUCAAGCCAACCGCUGGUCAUCACACCUCCCGCCCAACCCCCACGUCCCCGAGACCAAAGUCCUCAAGCCCGAGUCCCCAAUCUGGGGUCCUUUGCUUCCACAAGACUUCCCUGACAUCGAGCUUGACCCCGCUGUAAAACCCAACGUCAGCAUAACAGAGGACACCUACGAAUGGGGCGUCUCCGAACCCGCCGACCUCAUCGUCUUCAAUCCGCUUUUCGACCCGGACCAAACCAAUUGGAUCCUCGCCGAAGACGUAACCGGCUAUGACCGCAAGAACGGCCUCCCCCCACGACGCACCGCCAUCAACACCUCUGGCCGCCUCAGCCGCCGCCUCCUAGAAACCAUGCACCGUGAACAAAGCAAAUUCCGACACACCAUGUUCAGCGAAAUGUGGCCCGCCUCGUGCGCCCUACACCACGGUCUCAAAGCAGUCUACGCGCCCCACCCCGUCUUUAUCGACCGGAAAUGGCCGACCCAAUAUCUGGCCGCAAUUUUCAACAAUGGGCGCAAUGGCGCCAGUGGAGGCGCGCGGCUGAGUGUCUUUAGCGAUGAGCGUCAACACAAUUUCUUGGGCACCACGUGGUAUUACCACGCCGGGUUUGCGCCGAAUCUGUGGAAGAGGUGGUUGGGGUAUAAGGUGGAUAAUGAUGGCGGGGAGGAGGAUGAGGUGCUGGGUGAAGGGCGUAUGUGUUUGCCGGCUGUGUUGUUGCAUCCGGUUAAGCAGGUUGAUUUGGUGCAGGAGAGCGGAGACGAGGCGAAAGAGGAAGCGAAGGGGGAGUAG